AUGGCUUCUACGGGCACCGUCACGCAGCUCUCGAUUCCGCUGCCCCACUCCCUCGACACCCGCAUCCACAUUCACCUCAGCACCAAGGCCAAGGUGGCAACCCUCUUUCUGACCUCAGUGACGCAAGACGAACAGUCGGGGCUAGCGGCACUUGGCUCGUUCGUAUACGCACUACCAAACAGACUUGAGCCGGCUCAGCCCAUCUCAACUGCCAUUUACUCUGUGGAGUCGACGCUGGAGUUCACAACGAGGAUGGCCAAGCUGCUAGCCAAGAGGUCCAACAUGCCCGUUUACGUAGGCUGCUCCAUCAACCUGGGCGGCGCGGCUAUGAGCCUCUCGGUGGAGGAGGAGAUGGAGGCGUUCCGGGCCAUCGUCGACGUCGUCACGGCAAAACUCAAGGGAGAGCCCUUGGUCAACGGUGCUUGA
Molecule: messenger RNA, 426 nt
Organism: Colletotrichum costaricense
Lineage: Eukaryota; Fungi; Ascomycota; Sordariomycetes; Glomerellales; Glomerellaceae
Exons: 2
Coding region: 1-426 (141 amino acids)
Biological process (GO): proteasome assembly
Source: RefSeq, a predicted model, not a curated record